This is a messenger RNA of Humulus lupulus (European hop), 612 nucleotides long. RefSeq lists its product as uncharacterized. The transcript has 4 exons. Gene Ontology annotation, cellular component: RNA polymerase III complex; RNA polymerase I complex. Gene Ontology annotation, biological process: DNA-templated transcription. The record is from RefSeq and is a predicted model, not a curated record. NCBI's taxonomy places the organism in Eukaryota, Viridiplantae, Streptophyta, Magnoliopsida, Rosales, Cannabaceae. Gene Ontology annotation, molecular function: DNA-directed RNA polymerase activity; DNA binding; protein dimerization activity. The coding region runs from base 145 to 453 and encodes 102 amino acids.
UUAGAACUGGGAGCAAAACUGUAAUUUCGUAAUCUCCUUUAAACUCAAAGUUUUAUAAACGCUUAGCCAGUUCCCCUUCGGCGCUCUUGUCUUCUUCUCGCAUUAAAGAACCACCGGCCCGGCGAUACUGAAUUUUCUGGAGUAAUGGAACACGGGUCGUUUUCAGAUCUUAGUAAAUCAUCAUUUUCUUUGACUGAUGAGGAUCAUACAUUGGCAAACUCAAUUAGGUUCACUUUGAAUCAGGAUCCAAGAGUAACAUUCUGUGGAUACAGCAUUCCCCACCCUUCAGACAAUCGUGUUAACAUCAGAAUUCAGACAACAGGUGACCCGGCAACAGAUAUAAUGAAAGAUGCAUGCCAGGAUCUAAUGUUGGUAUGCAAGCAUGUCAGGCAAACUUUUGACCAGGCUGUUGUGGAUUUCAAAAAGAGCAACAAAGACAUGAAAGUCGACUAGUUUCGAAAUCAAUAAGUUCCUAAUUGCACACUUCUGUUAAUUUUUAUGAUAAAUGUAAUUGAAGACAGUUGAACAGCACAACAUGUUUACUGAUUUAUUAAAAAUGCAAUGAUUUCUGAUCUUUUGCUUAUAUAAUAUUGCCAAAGAUUUUGAUGAUUA